This is a messenger RNA of Mesocestoides corti, 987 nucleotides long. The record is from the annotation of a GenBank genome assembly. NCBI's taxonomy places the organism in Eukaryota, Metazoa, Platyhelminthes, Cestoda, Cyclophyllidea, Mesocestoididae.
UCUGUUGACACCGUUGCUUCAGUUGAUGAAGCUGGUGCAGCUGAUUCUGUUGAUGAUGCUGGUGCAGUUGAUUCUGUUGAUGAUGCUGGUGCACUUGAUUCUGUUGACACCGUUGCUUCAGUUGAUGAAACUGGUGCAGUUGAUUCUGUUGAUGAUGCUGGUGCACUUGAUUCUGUUGACACCGUUGCUUCGGAUGAUGAUGCUGGUGCACUUGAUUCUGUUGACACCGUUGCUUCGGAUGAUGAUGCUGGUGCAGUUGAUUCUGUUGAUGAUGCUGAUGUAGUCGAUUCUGUUGACACCGUUGCUUCAGUUGAUGAAGCUGGUGCAGCUGAUUCUGUUGAUGAUGCUGGUGCAGUUGAUUCUGUUGACACCGUUGCUUCGGAUGAUGAUGCUGGUGCAGUUGAUUCUGUUGAUGAUGCUGGUGCAGUUGAUUCUGUUGACACCGUUGCUUCGGAUGAUGAUGCUGGUGCCGUUGAUUCUGUUGAUGAUGCUGAUGUAGUCGAUUCUGUUGACACCGUUGCUUCAGUUGAUGAAGCUGGUGCAGCUGAUUCUGUUGAUGAUGCUGGUGCAGUUGAUUCUGUUGACACCGUUGCUUCGGAUGAUGAUGCUGGUGCAGUUGAUUCUGUUGAUGAUGCUGGUGUAAAUUACUCGAUGCAACUGGAGCUGCUUGCAAAAGACUUUGUGGGACAAUGCACUCAAAGGAAACCCAAUCCCAAUGUCCAAAAACAAUACAGAGGCUUCUCAGUUACAACUCUCGUGACGGUGGGCGGUGAUUAUCCAUUUGAAACGAUGGUGUCCACUUUCGGUGACAAGGCCGUUUUCUAUGACUACGACAAAAAUUCCUGCAUGGGCGACUGCUCCGUGUACACACAAGCAGUGUGGGCAACUACAACGGAGGUGGGAUGUGCAAAGAGCAGAUGUGAUGGCCUGCUACCCAAUGAGGCGAGGCCCACCUACCUGCUGGCCUGCAUGUACAAUCCCGCGUGA